CGUUUCUGCUAAAUUAUAUAAGUUGGUCGUACGAGGCGUUUACGGAUCAGUCAAAACUCUUCCUGCAUUGUCAACCGUUAUUUGCUUUACUUUCAAAUAAAAAUCUCCAAUUAAUAAUUUCUUAAAAUGGGUGACCCAGCUAACGAUCUCAUGGAUCAAAGCAUGACAAGGUUCACGCAUUCUUUAAUUCCUUCAGAUGAAUACAUGGAAAAGCUCAAAACGGCUGCUGAAAAGGUUCGGAAACUUUUACAGCUGAAAAGUCGUUACGGCGUUGAUCGGGUUAUUUAUGCUGGAAGCGUAGGGAAAUCAACGGGUAUUUUAGCCCCGGACAUGGACCUUGUCGUAUUUCAAAAUAAUGAAAUGCCCCCAUUUGAGAAAGUUUUGGACGAGUGGGAGGAUAUUUUAACCUCAGCGAGGGGAUAAAGCUGACCAAGGAUGGAAUAAAAAAGACAAAUAUCUCCCUGCAGUUCACAUUUGAAGAAGGGAUUGAGAUGGAUUUGCUUCCUGCUACUAACUUUGUUCACGGAAUAAAACCUGAGGGUCCACUUUUGGCUAAGAAACAAUCUGACGCUGUCCUGAAUGAAAUGGACAAGUCAAUGUCUCACUUGUACAGCUCGAGUUUGUCAGAGUCCCAAGUUUACUUUAUGAAAGAACAGACUUCUUUUACCCAUGAUGUUGUACGUCUUGCAAAAUUUUGGUUUAAAAGCCUUUAUCUCGGUGAGCGACCAAUUUAUGGUGUCAAGACCAUUCUGGAGCUGAUUGCUGUUGCAGCUUCCAUGAAGGAAGAAGACCGGGACAAAAAGUCACUGCUCCGAACAUUUGCCACGUUCUUGGACAAUGUUGUUCGGAUUGAUAAGCUUCGUCUCAAGUUUUCGAAUAACAAUGGACGAUGGGAAUUGGAAAAUACUCGGGAUAACAAUACAUACAGAGCUGGAUUACCCACCGAUAAUUACAUUAUCGAACCUUCAAAUCCGUACAACAAUUUGGCAAAGGAAAUGAUUCACCGUGACAAAGAAGUCAAAAAUCUCAAAGAGUUUGCCAAGAUUUCCAGACUUCGGAUUUCUCACGCUAUGAGAACCAAUCAAGUUUCUGUUGACUCAGUGUUCAACCUGUUUCGACCGUUGCCAACUUCUCUUUAUCGGAUCUGUUUUAGCGACAUGGACAGUCCAGAAAUGAUUUUGGGAGGAGAUGCAUCCUUCCGGAGGUACAAUCCGGAUAUGAAAGUCCAGAAUGAAAAUAUAAUGAAGAAACCUGGAAGGAAAGAAUUUCUCGAUGCAGUAAAAAUCUUUCUCUCAUCUGCCGUGAACGCUGGAAGUGCAGCACUGAUUGCAAAUAAUAAGGAAGUUACGUUGGCUGAUGUGAAACAAAAAGUAGAGCAAAUGAUUGACGAGGACUUAAAGGGGACGUCACAUACUGCGUGGUCUCCGGCUACCGAUCGGUUCGAGGAUUAUGAUGUUGUCUUUACAGUACCAAUUUCCAACAAUUUGGAAAUGGGUGGGGUAAAAAUUGGCUUUCGAUGGAAGUAAGAUGAGCAAGAUGUUGUGUGAAGUGUGACUUGGUGUUUUUAAAAAAAUAACUAUGUAAUUGAUUAUUGAUUAUUAAACUGACUGGUUGUUGUCUAUUUUUAAUAAUAAUUUCAUACAAUUAAAUAAUGUAUAUUUAUAUUUAAAUAUAACUCUAUUUAGCAUUAUGUAUUUCUUUCGGAUUAGGUUAUCAGAUUAUUCCAUAUAUAAAUAU
Folsomia candida is the source of this 1737-nucleotide messenger RNA. RefSeq lists its product as uncharacterized. Lineage: Eukaryota; Metazoa; Arthropoda; Collembola; Entomobryomorpha; Isotomidae. The record is from RefSeq and is a predicted model, not a curated record. Gene Ontology annotation, cellular component: nucleoplasm; membrane; cytosol. Gene Ontology annotation, biological process: regulation of ribonuclease activity. The transcript is spliced from 4 exons. Gene Ontology annotation, molecular function: double-stranded RNA binding; 2'-5'-oligoadenylate synthetase activity. The coding region runs from base 492 to 1526 and encodes 344 amino acids.